GCACUAAAAACAUCUAAACACUUUUCCACCUCUAAUGUGACAAAUAAUCUGCAUGAUUCAAAUGAAAAGCAAAUAUCACGGGAAAUAAUAUAAUAAAUAACAGCGGUAUAUUAUCUACAGUGGUCAUUUAAAUUUCUUCACUUUGAGUUUAAAGAAUGCUGAUAAAAUAUUACAUUUUCCUUAAAGGGUAUUUACUGCGAUAUAGCUUUAUAAGUCCCAAAAUCCACAUCUGGUUGGUUGAUCAGCUUGUGACGUCCCCCCAAUCCCACCUGAGGAAAGAUGAAAGCGAAACUUUUAAUAAAGCUUACAACUUCUACAAGCUUAACGAAUAUUAUGAAGGUUCAUUGCUGUUUCACAAAACUCGUCCUACUUCGUUUUACUAGUAAAUUGUUCAUUUAUUCUCAGAAUUAUUGUUUUGCAUUCAUUUUUUACUCAGUUAAAUCAAUUAGAAAUAAACCAUAAAUUGUUAAACAAAACCAAUUAUUCCGUAUAAUAAAUUGCAUCAUUGAUUACAUUUCAUUAUCGAUGAAAUCUCAAUCUAUUUCCCUUUAUUGUAGACAUUAAUUCAUGUCAUUUCAAAAAAUGCUUUCUUAAUCCCAGAGGGAAAUUAAGACGCACAAUGCCGUUUUUUCUAAUCUGAUAUCUUUUAUGGAAAAUUUAUAUACAUGUCAAAACAAAAUAAAAUUGGCCAACUGCCAUAAAUAUAUAUUUAUAAACAUUGUCUUCAAGCUUUAUGCGCUGGACUUUUUGUCUUCAAAUACCUAUGAUUAUUUUUAAAAGCUGUUGAAGUGAACUCGCUCGCAAGAGCUGACUCUGUCGGAUUGAUGAUGACAUCGAGCCUGUUAGCGCGCAGUUUGGAGACGGCUCGCGCUGCUCUCUGAUUGGCCCGGGAGUUCCCAAAGGCACUUCAAAGGCGCAAAGGAUCUACAACUGGUAAAGGGAACGGAGACGAAACCUCAGACUGAUUGGAUCCAGUCAGGGCACACACACACACACACACACACCCACACACUCAGAGACAAACACAUUGAUCCCCGUCAAAGGAAGGCAUCACCGCUCAGUUUAUGGCUGCACUGUUAGGCGAAGAACCAAGGCUGGGCAGCACCCCGCUGGCAAUGCUGGCCGCCACCUGCAGUAGAAUCGGGGACCCGACCCCUUCCUGCUCCCCUGCUGUGUCAGAUGGAGUCCCGGCAUUCGCCAAAGGGUUUCAUCCCUGGAGAAAGACUUUCCAGGCCAACAGCAGCGCGAUCGCAGUUUCCUCUGGGAUCCCCAGGAAUAAUGGUGCAGGACUGACAUCAGAGGCCUCCAGCGCCUUCUCAGUGACACUUCCAAGCUCUUCUUCAGGGAGUGAUUUUUCGCUGUACCACAGCGCCGUGUCACCCUAUGAUUACGAUGUUUCUGACUCCGCGUCCGCUCAGCGCCCGAUGUUCAUGCCAAAAUUUCCCCCCUCGGUGGAAGGCAUAGCAGGGAUUUACCAGAGGAUGAAUCCUUACGAUUCCUGGAGAAAGCCAGCUGGAGAGGUCAGCAACGGGCCUGCGGUAUGGUGGGACACGGGCACCAGCUGGGUGGACUCGCAGAACUCAGCCGGGUUACAGUGCGCCUUGAGCGGCUACAGUAACGACUACAGCCCCGCCUUCAGCACCGGUGCGUCUCAGCACCUGAUCCCCGGCGCGCAGCACAUGUUUGACGGCUUCCGGCCACCUGCCUACACGGAGUCUACGAGCGCACGACCACCACCUCCUCCUCCUUCGACGGGGACCCCUGCUGUUCCUCUACCCAGCCCCUCCCGGUCCUCGUCGCGCAAAUACGCUGGUAGAGCUACCUGCGACUGUCCAAACUGUCAGGAGGCAGAGAGCCUCGGUCAGGGGGGUUCGAGUCCACGGCGGAGGGGCGUGCACAGCUGUCACAUCCCGGGCUGUGGAAAAGUUUACGGCAAAACCUCCCACCUGAAGGCGCACCUGCGCUGGCACACCGGGGAGCGGCCGUUUGUCUGCAACUGGCUCUUCUGCGGGAAACGCUUCACGCGCUCGGACGAGCUCCAGCGACACGUGCGCACGCACACCGGCGAGAAGCGCUUCGAGUGCAACAUGUGCCAGAAGCGCUUCAUGCGCUCCGACCAUCUCAGCAAACACUUGAGGACGCACAGUUCUGAGGGCUCCGAGGGCUGCGUGGACCCGGGGCCCCAGAACGGGAGCGGCGACACCGACAGAGGCGCCUCUUGCCCGGGAGAAUCACCGGGCCUGGAAAAGGGAGGCCAGCGCGAUAAGCUCGAGAGACCGGCGGAAAAACAGUCACAACGAGUAGGAAUUUGAUGACAGCAGGGCUGAAACGGGUUUUCUGUGGACACUGAAAGACUGAACUAGCACUUUAUGGUUAACUUCAGUUGUGAAGUGUGUGAACACUGUUUCCUUACCUCAUCUGAUCGUCGCAGCCUUAAAAGAAAUGUUUUCUUCAGUUUCUUGGUCACGUUUGAUACAUGCGCCUAAAUUAUUCCACGUGCUUUUCACAUUCAAUAAUUCUUUUGAAUCAUCCUGAUGCAUCUGACAAGUACGCACGUAUUUAAGUUUAUGUUCUUAAAUAUCUUACUUUGCAAAACUAAAUUGUUAUAAUUUAUCAUUGCUUGUACCUGGUGUUAAAUUAAUAAAACAGGAGAAAUUUGCAAGAUUUA
This is a messenger RNA of Xiphophorus couchianus (Monterrey platyfish), 2668 nucleotides long. It is a transcript of the gene sp8a, whose product is annotated as sp8 transcription factor a. The coding region runs from base 1065 to 2312 and encodes 415 amino acids. Gene Ontology annotation, biological process: regulation of transcription by RNA polymerase II. The transcript has 2 exons. The record is from RefSeq and is a predicted model, not a curated record. Gene Ontology annotation, molecular function: RNA polymerase II cis-regulatory region sequence-specific DNA binding; DNA-binding transcription factor activity, RNA polymerase II-specific. NCBI's taxonomy places the organism in Eukaryota, Metazoa, Chordata, Actinopteri, Cyprinodontiformes, Poeciliidae.